AUGCGACCGUCUUCUGCGUAUCUUCUCGGGCUCCUCGGAGCCGCAACGGUCGCGUUUGCUAGACAUACCGAGCCCAUAGAGUCGAAUACCGUAUCUUUGACGAAAGCGACAUUCCAUAAUUUCAUAGAAGAGCAUGACUUGGUUCUGGUCAACUUCUACUCGCCGUCGUGUUCCCACUGCCGUCGGUUGGCCCCAAAGUACGAAGAAGCAGCCACGGAGCUGAAAGAGAACAACGUUCCUCUGGCCAAGGUGAACUGCCUGGAAGACGCAGAGUUUUGCCGAGAUAUGGGUGUCACCUAUUAUCCUAAAAUGGAGGUUUUCCGUGGCCUCGAGUCGCGUGAACUAUACCGUGGCGAACGCACAACUGAGUCGAUCGUCGCAUUCAUGAUAGAUGAGUUUAUGACUGAUGGCUCUGGGGAAGGCCUUUACUAUCAAGCCUCUGCUUAA
This is a messenger RNA of Penicillium manginii, 447 nucleotides long. RefSeq lists its product as uncharacterized. Gene Ontology annotation, biological process: protein folding. The record is from RefSeq and is a predicted model, not a curated record. The coding region runs from base 1 to 447 and encodes 148 amino acids. NCBI's taxonomy places the organism in Eukaryota, Fungi, Ascomycota, Eurotiomycetes, Eurotiales, Aspergillaceae. The transcript has 2 exons. Gene Ontology annotation, molecular function: protein disulfide isomerase activity. Gene Ontology annotation, cellular component: endoplasmic reticulum.